Molecule: messenger RNA, 1074 nt
Organism: Anopheles coustani
Lineage: Eukaryota; Metazoa; Arthropoda; Insecta; Diptera; Culicidae
Gene: TBCC
Product: tubulin-specific chaperone C
Exons: 1
Coding region: 1-1050 (349 amino acids)
Biological process (GO): post-chaperonin tubulin folding pathway; tubulin complex assembly
Cellular component (GO): cytoplasm
Molecular function (GO): tubulin binding
Source: RefSeq, a predicted model, not a curated record
AUGGAGGAUUUUAUCGAAACCGGAGCGAUCAAUGGAAAGGAGAAAAUUACGGAAAUACUUAACCGGAGGCACAAAGAACGCGAGCUGCAUAUCCAAGCGGCGAAGUUGGAGCGGAAGAAAGGAGCCGAGAGCACCGAGGCGUUGGAGUACUUCGAGACUUCGUUCGAAGAAAAGGUGAAACAUAUUCGCAACACUCUCGACACCGUGGCCGGCAGCGAUUCGAAGGCACAGGUGUUUGCUGCCAGCCAAAAUGAGAUUUAUGAACUUCAAAAAUACCUUUCAUCGUCGACAUUUUUCCUCAACGAGUAUUGCAUCAAAGUGUGCCAGAAUACGAUCAACGAGCUGAGCAAACAGUUGGACACUCUGCGCAAUGAGUUGCUGCCGAAGAAAAAGUUUGGGUUCAAGAGCAAAAAGAUCGUCAAAAUGAUAAGCGAGAAAGACGGCAAGGAUAAGGACGAAAAGGACCUAUCUCAGGCGACCGCAACAAGCGGAGAUGAUCACAUCAAGUGGACUGUUUCGGAUAGAGUGAACCAAUUAAUCCGACUCCCGAGGGCAGUAGUCAACGAGCAGACCAUAACAGCUUCGAAACUACGGAAUUGCCUGAUUCUCCUUGAAGGGUAUCCCGGAUCACUGCAGUUUGCCCAGCUGGACAACUGUGUCGUGGUGUGUGGUCCAACGGCCAGAUCGAUAUUCUUGGAUGCUUGCACGGAUUGCAAAUUUGUCGUCGCCUGUCAGCAGCUUCGUUGUCAUCGUUCCCGAUCGUGCGAUAUGUACUUGAACGUAACGUCUCGUGCGAUUAUUGAAGACUGCAAAGGAAUACGGGUCGCGAGAUACAACUUUCAGUACAAGGAAAUCGAAGAAGAUUUUCGGUACUCAGGAUUGGACCUGUCGUGCAACAACUGGAGCACCCUGGACGACUUCAACUGGCUGUCGACGGACAAACCCUCACCAAACUGGGAACUGCUGCGCGAGGAAGACACAAUCGUCGACUGGAGUCCGUAUUUAGAACGCUUUCAACUACAGCACAGCCUCACAAGUGUCGAUCAUUAAAUAAACUGCUUCAAAGCGUUAUUG